Fukomys damarensis (Damara mole-rat) is the source of this 2186-nucleotide messenger RNA. It is a transcript of the gene Tent4a, whose product is annotated as terminal nucleotidyltransferase 4A. The transcript is spliced from 13 exons. Gene Ontology annotation, cellular component: nucleolus; TRAMP complex. The coding region runs from base 73 to 1701 and encodes 542 amino acids. Gene Ontology annotation, molecular function: mRNA binding; poly(A) RNA polymerase activity. Lineage: Eukaryota; Metazoa; Chordata; Mammalia; Rodentia; Bathyergidae. The record is from RefSeq and is a predicted model, not a curated record. Gene Ontology annotation, biological process: RNA 3'-end processing.
CCUUGGAAGAGCCGCGCCUACAGCCCGGGUAUCCAGGGACUUCACGAGGAGAUCAUUGACUUUUAUAACUUCAUGUCCCCUUGUCCUGAGGAAGCAGCCAUGAGAAGGGAGGUGGUGAAGCGGAUCGAGACUGUGGUGAAGGAUCUGUGGCCCACGGCGGACGUACAGAUAUUUGGCAGCUUUAGCACAGGCCUCUAUCUUCCAACGAGUGACAUAGAUCUGGUGGUGUUUGGAAAAUGGGAGCGUCCUCCUCUGCAGCUGUUGGAGCAAGCCCUGCGGAAGCACCAUGUGGCAGAGCCGGGCUCCAUCAAAGUCCUCGACAAAGCUACAGUACCGAUAAUAAAGCUCACAGACCAGGAGACUGAAGUUAAAGUCGACAUCAGCUUUAACAUGGAGACUGGCGUCCGGGCAGCGGAGUUCAUCAAGAACUACAUGAAGAAAUAUUCAUUGCUGCCUUACUUGAUUUUAGUAUUGAAACAGUUCCUUCUGCAGAGGGACCUGAAUGAGGUUUUUACAGGUGGAAUUAGCUCAUACAGCCUCAUUUUAAUGGCCAUCAGCUUUCUGCAGUUGCAUCCAAGAAUUGAUGCCCGGAGAGCCGAUGAAAACCUUGGAAUGCUUCUCGUAGAAUUUUUUGAACUGUAUGGAAGAAAUUUUAAUUACUUGAAAACUGGUAUUAGAAUAAAAGAAGGAGGUGCCUACAUUGCCAAAGAAGAGAUCAUGAAAGCCAUGACCAGCGGGUACAGGCCAUCCAUGCUAUGCAUCGAGGACCCACUGCUGCCUGGAAAUGACGUUGGCCGGAGCUCCUACGGGGCCAUGCAGGUGAAACAGGUGUUUGACUACGCCUACAUUGUUCUCAGCCAUGCCGUGUCACCCCUCGCCAGGUCCUACCCCAACAGAGACUCAGAAAGUACUUUAGGAAGAAUCAUCAAGGUGACUCAGGAAGUGAUUGACUACCGGAGGUGGAUCAAGGAGAAGUGGGGCAGCAGAGUCCACCUGCUGCCGGACCUGGACAACAGGAUUAAGAUAAAAGAGCGAAUCUCCAUGUGCAAUGGGGAGCAGACACAGAGCCGGGAAGCCGGGUCACCCCACAGCCAGCGCCUGACCUUGUCCCUGUCCAGUCCCCAGCUUCUCUCUUCCGGCUCCUCUGCUUCGUCUGUGUCUUCCCUCUCCGGAAGUGACAUUGACUCAGAUACCCCGCCCUCUACCACGCCCAGCGUCUACCAGUUCAGCCUGCAGGCGCCCACGGCACUCAUGGGCAGCUUGCCCACUGCCCUGCCCUUGCCCAGCGCCAAGCCUCAGGCCACUCCCUCCCGGACACUGAUCAUGACAACCAACAAUCAGACCAGGUUCACCAUCCCUCCUCCGACCCUCGGGGUCGCACCUGUCCCGUGCAGGCAAGCUGGUGUGGAAGGAACUGCGUCCUUGAAAGCUGGGCACCAUGUGUCCUCCCCGGCCAUCCCCUCAGCGUCCCCCAACCCACUGUCCAGCCCUCACCUGUAUCAUAAGCAGCACAGUGGCAUGAAGCUGUCCAUGAAAGGCUCCCACGGCCACACCCAGGGAGGCGGCUACAGCUCGGUGGGUAGCGGAGGCGUGCGGCCCCCCGUGGGCAACCGGGGCCAUCACCAGUACAACCGCACCGGCUGGCGGAGGAAAAAGCACACGCACACGAGGGACAGUCUGCCUGUGAGUCUCAGCAGAUAAUGGCUCUGCCGCACCCCAGACUGCCACGGCCUGGGCACUGCAGCCCGGCACCAGCGCCCUCAAGCACCUGAGCCGCGGCCAUGGCGGACACCUGCUGCUGUCCGCAUGUCCCCAUGCCGUCUGCAGCCUUACGCCGCGGACGGGAGCUCGCCAAGCGGUGUGUGGCAGACCCACCUCCCGGGCUGACUGGUGCAGCUUCCGUUCCUACCCUCAGCGACAGGGGCUCCAGGCUGUCCCCACACCUCACGGCGUAGUGCUGGAGGCCGGCGUGUUACUGCCCUUGCAUUUGGUUUGAGACUUCAGAACUGUUUUUCUAUGUAAAUAUCGAAAACUUACGACUUGUGCAAUAAUCAGAUAUUUUUUAUUUAAUUUCAUAUUUUCACAUAAGUUAUAUUUAAGGGAGGAGGGAAUUUUUUUUUAAACAAGCUUAGAUCCUUUCCCCAGUUGCAUUUUCUAGGUUGGGUUCACUGUGUUGGCUGGUUGUC